Molecule: messenger RNA, 3621 nt
Organism: Clavispora lusitaniae ATCC 42720
Lineage: Eukaryota; Fungi; Ascomycota; Pichiomycetes; Serinales; Metschnikowiaceae
Gene: TIP120
Product: Tip120p
Biological process (GO): SCF complex assembly; protein ubiquitination
Cellular component (GO): nucleus
Source: RefSeq, a predicted model, not a curated record
AUGUCUAGUUUCAAUAUUUUGCAAUUGGAAGAUCGGGCGCGUGAUGUGGACCCGGAUCUUCGAUAUAUGGCCUUGGAGGAUUUCCAAAAAGGUCUCAAUGAUCCAAAACUCCAAGUACGGGGCGCUGCCAGAUUCACGCCACUAUUGUUCAAUUUGCUUCACGAUAGCACCACCGAAGUGCAAAACCAAGCGGUGAAAUCGUUUGCGCCGUUGGUUCGUCAUGUGAACGACAACGAGAUCUUGCGGAUUGUGGAAGACUUGUACGCGGAGGUGGAAAAAGCUUCCAACACGUCAAAGUUCAGCACCUCUGUGCCCAAUUUGGCAUUGCGGUCUGUGUUCAACGACGCACAUAGUCGUUUCAGCAAAGCCUUGUCCAAACGAGUAGUCGACUUUCUCUUGCCGCAGAUCUUCGCUCUUCCAUUGUCUAUGACGAUUGACAAGAUUGAGCUUUUGAUUGACUUGAUCAAAUGUUUGGGCUUUGUUCUCACAGAAAAAGAAAUCCUGACUAUUGUCUUAUCGUUGGCAGAAAACGCCUUUAGCGAGCUGGGAAUCAUCAGCAAAAGAUCCAUUGUUGCCGUGGACUCGGCGCUAGACUAUAUCUCUCAAGCAACUUUGGACCAGUUGCACAAGCAGACACUGUUCUAUGACCAAGUGGUGCAAUCUAUAUGUGCCAAGCAUGACUCUAUUGCCGAUACCUCUGCAGCUGAUGGGAUUUUUUUCAGUUUGCUACAGGUUGUUUUGGCACAAGUGAAAAAGACAAAACGCAUCACAUUGUCUGAAGAAUCCGCCCUGUUGGUAUUUGCCAGGAUCAUAGCAAAGUUGAACUACCAGAACUUGCUGUCAGAGAUAGAUGUGGAAGACUUGGACAUUGAUGUGUUGAGUACGGAAAACCUGAUUCGGGAAGAUGCAUUGAUUACAUUGUCGAGCUUUUUGCCUUGCAUUCCGUACGAUUGGUUUUUCCACACGUAUUCCACCCCAAUCACGGAGAUUAUAAGUGCGUUUAUUUCGUAUGACCCUUUGGCGUACCAAGACGAAAGUGACAUGGAAGACUAUGGCGAUUCCGAAAUUGAAUUUUCCGACGACGAGAUUGAGCAGUUUGACGAGACUUCGGAUAGCGAUGGACUUGCCUCGAGGUUAAGAUUGCAGGCAAUCGUAUUAUUGGACACCUUACUUCAAACAUUCCCAAAAACUUUGCUGUUGAUAUACCAUGAAGAACUUUUUGCCAAAGCCAUCACUGCUAUCAGCGAUCGGAACGAGCCAGUAUCCAAUCAAGCUAUUGUUGCUGUUUUUGGGAUUAUUAACUCAACUUUUCAGUCGCAUGAAAGCCUCUUUAGAACAGGUUCGGAUGUCAGCAUGGUUACGGAGGGCAAAGCUGCUUCUAGAACUCCAGAAAGUCAACUUCAAGAAAAGUACUGCCCACAAUUAGAAAGCACCGCAUUUGAUGUCCUUCUCACACAAAAGAAUAUAUCGAGAUUUUCAAGUACUAAAAUGUUGUUGGAGAGUCUCAUUUCAAAUCUCACGUCCAGCCUCUCUGAACUGUUUUUAUCUCAGUUACUCGAUCGGAUACGUGAAUUCAACUUGUCUAUCAAAGUUUAUGCUGACAUAGUCAACUUGUAUCGGUGCAUUUUGACAUCUUAUGAUUUUGAUACUAUUCCAAGGGCAUUCGUUGACUACAUACUUCAAGAUGUGGUGCAUUCAUUGGAAGAUACAAGUAUUCAUCACAGCCUUGUGAUUGAUAUAUUGCAAGUGUGCACCAUUUUAUUCCGUAAAGCAUCGCACGAUAAAGAGUUUCAGGAUUUCAUGAACUCUACGUUUUUCAGUGCUUUAGCAGAGAAAAUUACCGUCAAACACUACUCGAGCGACGUGCGCCAACAUCUUUUAGGAGCCUUAUCAGAACUUAUUAUCAACAUUCCUUUGACUCAAGAGAAUGCAAAGUGGGCCAAUAACAUUUUCCAAGAAAGUUUAGAUUACGAAGUGACGGUGAAUUUCACAAUAGAGAAUUUGAUCAACGUAUGUGACAAGAAGCCACAACUCUUCAGUUCUCAAGAACUAUGCAACCUGAUUAUCAAAAAGCUUAAUAUGUACUUGGGAUCAAGUGACUCCAGCUUGUAUGCGGAUGUACUUUUGUUACUUGAUAAGCUAUUUGAGAAAACUCAAGCUGGCGAUGAAAGCGACAUGCGUUCCCUCACAUUAAACGUCAUGGAGCUUAUUCAAAAUUCUACUGACCAAAAUUUGAUUUCUCGUGCCUUCAAAAUCUUAGGGCAUACCUUGGAUGUUAUACCGGCGGAUCUAGAAUAUUUUGAGACUCUCAUUACCAAAAUUAUAAACGUGAAGUUGGUGGAUGUUGAUGAUUUCAAUUUGGAUACAUUUGAAUUUUUAAUUAAACAAAUUGCAGCUCAUAACACUUCAACACCUCCGGAACUUUUUGCCAUUGGUAUGAGAUUACUCACUUUGAAACUAUUUGUUUCUGCUAAGACCAUGGCAUUGAUUGCGUCAGAAUGCCAGCUUGUGUCUGAAAUUCAAAACAUUGAAAGUGAACUCGUUUCUUACUGCCAAAACAAUCCCGGAAAUAUCCAUUCGGACAAGAUAGUCUUCGAUAUCAAUUUUUUGGGAUGGGCUUCAUUUACCGAUAUGGUGACAGUAAGUUUCGACGACUUUUAUGCCAUUCUCACCACGGAUGCUUCUGAUGUGAUUUGCUUAGCAGCGGCAAGAUCCUUGGGUCUUUCAAUUGUCAGGGAUAUGAAAAAACACUUGCAAGCAAUGUUGAGCUGCUACCAGCAUUUCAGUGCUGAGAAUAACCCAAAGGCAAAGUUGCUUUUGGUUGCCAUCAAACAAGUGUUGAAAGAAGGUGCUGUCAAAAAGGAAGUGGAAGCAUUGAGAAGUAUUUGGGACAGUCUUAUCCAAGUGAUUUCAACAAAGCAAGGAGUCCUUGUUCACAAAGACGUUUCAGAAUUGCGUUUGGCUGGUGAUGUUUUGACAAGGGUUACUGCAGCUGAUAAUGACGAGGACUACCAGAGCAAAAUCUCCCAAUUGCUUACGACACAAAGCUGCGAGGAUUGCAACGAAUUUCUCGUUUACACGAUAAUUGUUGUCAUCAAGCAACUCAUGAGUCGUACCUCGGAUGUCUUUGACGUGGGGUUGAUGGAAAAAAUCUUACAGUUCCUUCCAAAGUCCAACAUCGAAAUGAAACAGGCCAUCAUCAGCACUUUAUUGACAGGAAUUUAUAACAAGUCACUCUCCUUUAGUGCCAUUCUCAACGAUAUUAUUUUGCCACGCAUCUAUGAUGAGCUAAGCCCAAAGGAGGAAUUCAAGAAAGUUAUACCUAUGGGGCCUUACAAAUAUGUUGUGGAUGAAGGUUUGGAAGUGCGCAAGUUGAGUUACGAGCUUAUCAGUGCCAUUAUUGAUCUAGACACCAGCAAAAUUCGGAAAGAGGACCAUCAUGUGGAUCAAGUUGGAUUGUUUGAGGUGUUACUGGCUAAGGGUUUGAACGAUAGUGAAAAUGACAUUAUCGGUUUGACUGUGGCGAACUUGCUUCAAAUAAUACAGAAUAACGAAAACGUCAUCACCAAAAUUUUCCAACCAACAAGAGUUUAUCGCAUCCUUGACAAAGCUCAUGAAUAG